AUGCGAUUUAAUAUUGAUAAAUGGACUAUAAUUGAAAAAGAACAAAAAAUAAUAGAAUGGAAUAAGCAUAUUGAAGAUGCAAAUAAUGAACGUGAAUAUUAUAAACCAGGAAAAAUUAAUUCUUUAGAUAUUGAAUUAUAUUUAUCUUGGGAUUUUGCACAACAAGUUCAUUUACCUUCUUCAUCACAACAAGAA
This is a messenger RNA of Ambispora leptoticha, 195 nucleotides long. The record is from the annotation of a GenBank genome assembly. Lineage: Eukaryota; Fungi; Glomeromycota; Glomeromycetes; Archaeosporales; Ambisporaceae.